AUGGAACCGGAGAAGGAGGUGGUGAAUAUGUUGGUCGUGGAGGAGAAUGAGUUGGGGGUGGAGAUGGAGGAGAAUUCAUUAAUGGUGGCUGAAUCAAAUAUGUUGGUGGUGGAGAUGGAGCAGUAUUUUUUGGUUGCGGAGGGGGCAAGCGCCGGCGGUGGAGGAGGUGAGUACAUCCAUCGCAGAGGAGAACAAGUAGGGAGCGGAGGUGGAGGGGAAUUCACUGAUGAUGGCGGUGGAGGUGGCGAAUGUGUCGGGGUGGAGGAGGAGAGUAAGUCGGCAGUGGAGGUGAACGUAUCGGCACUGGGGGGAGGCGGAGAAGAACAUGUCGGUGGUGGAGGAGAAUUCAGGGAUGGUGGCGGUGGAGGAGGCGAAGACGUUGGUGGUGGAAGAGGUGAGUAA
Molecule: messenger RNA, 402 nt
Organism: Eucalyptus grandis
Lineage: Eukaryota; Viridiplantae; Streptophyta; Magnoliopsida; Myrtales; Myrtaceae
Product: glycine-rich cell wall structural protein 1.0-like
Exons: 2
Coding region: 1-402 (133 amino acids)
Source: RefSeq, a predicted model, not a curated record